GUAGUUAAUGGUGUCUGUCUGUGUACCUCCCCUACUAUUGUUCUAAGCCUUAUCAUGAAAUGAGAAACGUAUAAUGAUUCAAAAUACCCAACACAAUUUCAAACGCUGCUCCAUUUGCCUCUUUUUCUCUUCUUAAUUCCCCUUCUCCUCUCACACACUGCCACCAUAACACAAUUAACCACCAACACUCACUCUGCUAUAGUACCUUGCCUACCUUCUUGUUUUCUUCACUUCACUUUUUCUUUUGGAAAAAAUACACAAUUACUGGUAUAUGCACUACACCAUGAAUGACCACAUGGCCUUUCAGCUUCACCCUUCUUUGCAAGAUGAAGACUUUGAAAAUGAUAUUGGUGAUCAUCAUCAUGAUCAUGAUCACCAUCUGCAUCCCCACAACUUGUCCAGGCUUUCUGUUUGUACCAGCAGCACAGUGUGUGGUGCUGAUGAUGAUGAUAAUUUUGAUGAUGCUUUGGCUGUGGACUUGUCAGGUAUGUCAAUUGAGAGUUUGGAAGGGGAAGGUGAUGAUGCUGAUGGGGAGUUUUCUUCUGAUGGCUCUGACUCUGAAAAUGAGUUGAGUGGUUUCUGUUAUCAUUUGAAUCAGACUGUGAAGGACUCUGCUAGUGACAAUGAGGGACAAAAAACAAAGAAAAGGAGAAUCAGAAAGGAGACAUGCAUGUGGAACAGUUCAGAGAAAAAUAGGAGCAAUAUUGAUGAGAAAGAGGAAGAGGAGCAUGUGGUUAAGGGAAUGCGUCGGGAAAGUGAUCGAAAUGGGAGCACAUGGGUGAUAACUAGGCCUAAAGGUGGUAGGAGAUCACUAUGCAUGGAUUUGGAGGAAGUGAAGGCUUGUAAAGAUCUUGGCUUUGAAUUGGAAGUGCCUUCUCGUCUUUCUGUUUCACUCUCCAAUUCCACACUUGACACUAGCAGUGGUGGUUCUUCACCCAUCACCAAUUGGCGCAUCUCUAGUCCUGGUGAUGAUCCAAAAGAUGUGAAGGCUCGGCUAAAAAUGUGGGCACAUGUGGUUGCAGCAUCUGCAUCCAAAUACUGCACAUGACUUGAGUGCUAAUUUUGUCUCAAAAGUCCAUUGCUUUUCCAUGGAGGCUGUAAAUACAUAAUGGUAAUUGUGUGAUUAUCUUGUGAGAAGUUUUGGCAGUAUAUACUAGCUUUCUUUGCUAA
This is a messenger RNA of Lotus japonicus, 1170 nucleotides long. RefSeq lists its product as uncharacterized. Lineage: Eukaryota; Viridiplantae; Streptophyta; Magnoliopsida; Fabales; Fabaceae. The record is from RefSeq and is a predicted model, not a curated record. The transcript is spliced from 2 exons. Bases 272 to 1048 code for a protein of 258 amino acids.